This is a messenger RNA of Trichobilharzia szidati, 649 nucleotides long. NCBI's taxonomy places the organism in Eukaryota, Metazoa, Platyhelminthes, Trematoda, Strigeidida, Schistosomatidae. The record is from the annotation of a GenBank genome assembly.
AUAUAUCUGGAUAUAAAUGAGUCAACAAUUUCUUGAUACUACUGUAAAAUCACGAAAACCUAAAAAUUCCGCAUUUUUCCAACAAAAACUACCAGCAUGGCAACCAAUGUUUACGGCAAAAAAAUCUGGCCUAAUGUUUAUUGUAUUUGGAAUAAUACUACUACCAAUUGGUGUUGUACUAUUGUUAACCUCAAAUAAUGUUAUUGAAUACUACGUCGACUAUACAGAUUGUACACAAACAGGUUCACAAGUCUCAUGCUCCGUAGUGGCUGUUUCUGGAAAUUCAUGUAUCUGUUCUGAACAAGUAUCUAUUAAGACAUUUAUUCCUGGACCUGUUUUUGUCUAUUACAGUUUAAGUAAUUUUUAUCAAAAUCAUCGAAGAUAUGCACGAUCUAAAAAUGAUGACCAAUUGCUUGGUAGUUAUCAAGAUCCAAGUUCUUUGUCUUCUUGUGAACCGUAUUCAUCAAUCGAUGGUAAAGCAAUACUUCCAUGUGGAGCAGUUGCAAAUAGUAUAUUUAAUGAUACUUUUACUAUACAAUAUGUACGUGAUGAUAAAACAAAAGUUACUGUUGACACUUUAAAAACUGGUAUCGCUUGGCCAUCUGAUAUAGCGAGGAAAUUUGGCGUUUUGGAUAGUAAAGGUGAGUAG